CUAAUGAAUGAUAAAUCAUGAAACUUCCUCGUCCCCAAGAUCCCAUUCGGGAUCACAUCAGGAAGGAUGACGUACCAGAUGUUGUUGUAUGUGCUCCUGCUGCCUCCCACGAACGUUAUGUCUCCGCCUACCUGUGACUUCUCCACUGCAGUGUGACCGUUAUAAACAGCGGGGGGAGGCAAGCUUGUUGAAGAAGGAGCUCACCCGACACGUCAGGAGACUUUGAGAAAGAAGAAGCCAUGGUUGUCUGCCUGCUAGGGGGGUUCUACCUGUGUCUGCACAUCUGUUUAGUCACCGGUCAGAGCGAAAGCACGCAAUGGACAACGGAGAAAAAUUUGCAUCGCCCUCUGGUUUUGCGUACAGCUGAUGUCCGGCGAGUUCUGACUCAGACAGACAUAUUGGAAAUGUGGAAGAUGGAUUUAAAACCCAUUUUAAUUGAGAGAUUUGCUGGGUCACCAGGGAGCUAUGCAGUACAGCAACAUAUAAAGCAAAGACUGCAAAGACUCCAGGCUGGUUGGCUUAUAGAAGAAGAUUCAUUCCAAAGUCAGACCCCUUUUGGAUAUGUAAUGUUCUCCAAUGUUAUUGCGACCCUGAAUCCUGCUGCCAAGCGUCAUUUAGUUCUUGCUUGCCAUUAUGAUUCAAAAUACUUCAGUCCACAGUGGGAUGGCAGAGUAUUUGUUGGAGCCACUGAUUCGGCUGCUCCGUGUGCAAUGCUGUUAGAGCUAGCUCGAGCACUAGAUUCUCGUCUUCAACAGUUAAAGCAAAGAAAUUCAAGUAGAAAACCAGACCUUUCACUUCGACUGAUAUUUUUUGAUGGUGAGGAAGCUUUUCGUCAAUGGUCUACAUAUGAUUCCCUCUAUGGGUCUCGUCAUUUAGCACAGAAGAUGGAGAACACUCCUCACCCAUCUAAUUCUGAAAACACCAAUCAGCUCCAUGGUAUUGAUUUGUUAGUUUUACUUGAUCUAAUUGGAGCUCCAAACCCUGUUUUUCCAAACUACUUUCAAAAUACUAUUCGCUGGUAUAACAGACUUCAGUCUAUUGAAAGGAGACUGCACAACCUAGGCCUGCUUAAGGAUCAUCCAUCUGAAACAAUGUAUUUUCUAAGCGGUUUGCGGGCAAGACAAGUUAUUGACGACCAUGUUCCAUUUUUAGAAAGGGGUGUUUCAGUCCUGCACCUUAUUCCAUCACCAUUUCCAGCUGUUUGGCACACAUUUGAAGAUAAUGAAGAAAACCUGGAUUCUUCAUCUAUUGACAACAUCAAAAAAAUUGUUCUGGUGUUUGUUCUAGAAUAUCUUAAUAUAUGA
Messenger RNA from Nanorana parkeri, 1304 nucleotides. RefSeq names its product glutaminyl-peptide cyclotransferase (gene QPCT). The record is from RefSeq and is a predicted model, not a curated record. Gene Ontology annotation, molecular function: zinc ion binding; glutaminyl-peptide cyclotransferase activity. NCBI's taxonomy places the organism in Eukaryota, Metazoa, Chordata, Amphibia, Anura, Dicroglossidae. The coding region runs from base 240 to 1304 and encodes 354 amino acids. The transcript is spliced from 7 exons.